This is a messenger RNA of Gongylonema pulchrum, 348 nucleotides long. NCBI's taxonomy places the organism in Eukaryota, Metazoa, Nematoda, Chromadorea, Rhabditida, Gongylonematidae. The record is from the annotation of a GenBank genome assembly.
AUGCCACUGAAUUCCCAGAGCUGUGCAGAAAAAGAGUUGCUCUUGGAUCCAAGAAAUAAUCAGCAAAUUGAGCUUCGCAGCAAUACCGACAUUUUGAAUAAUCGUAUAUCAUCCUGUUUCGAAUUUCAACGUAACAACAUCAGCUGGUACCAGUGCGAUGGUAACAGACGUUUCAUUUCGAAACGAGCUCGCUGGUGGUUUAUUGCACUUGGUAACUGUAAUUCAACAAUUGGCGUUGAUCUGGAAUUCGAUUUUCUGAUGACCAAUGGUGCUCCGAACAGCAUUUGGUUCUAUCAUUUCUCAGCCGAUGAAUUUUGUGAGUGCAAUUCACGUUUCAUGCAUUUCUGA